CUGAGAAUGGCUUCUAAAUCAAAGCCCUCGUUCUGCUUGGUGUUUGUGGGAGCACUGCUUGCAACAGUGUUGCUUCCAGAGUUUUUGGUGGCUGGCCCAGUGGCAGACCGGUCGAAAGCGGACGAGUCUAUGAAGGAGAAGGCGGAGGCUGCAGCCUCAGCCAGGAGACUGGUCCGCAACAGGAGGAACAUCAGCUGGUACAAACAGAACUCGGACUUCUGGAACUGGUACAAGUACCACACUGACAAUGGCAACCAGGACGCUGUUCAGGAACUCGACCGUAUCUACCUGACCUACCUGCAGAACAAGAACCGUGCCGAGGGCCGCCGCUCCUACAAGGCCUACCUGGGGCACCUGGGCGAGAUCUACAAGUCCUGCGCUGAUUCGGAAGACCCCGGCAAGUGUGUGGCGGCUUACACCCAGAGGCCCAAGCCUGAGCCAGCCAAGCCUGAGCCACCCAAGCCUGCCCCGGUGAAGGCCUGCGACCCCUACCGCGACCCCUACUGCAUGUACGGCCUCUACUCCCCCUACCUGGCUCCCCUCGGCGCCAAGGGCCCGGCCCCAGCUCCGGCUCCGGUCAAGGCCCCGGCUCCGGUCAAGGGCCCGUCCUACGUCCGCUCGCACGCCGUGCAGGACCCGCGCACCGGCUACUACUACUACACGCCGGUGCUGGAGUCCUUCCUGUCGGCCGAGCAGAGGACCGAGCUGCUGCGCAUCUGCGACGCCAAGGACGUCGAGUGCCUGCAGUACCACCUGCGCGCCGCCCACGGCUACCGCCCAGCGGCCGGGCCCCUGCCCUCCUACGCCCACCUGGGCUGCGACCCCAAGAGUGACCCCGCUUGCCUGGCGCUCCUCACGCAGAAGGCCCCCGUGCACGCGCCGUACCCGUACUGCAACCCCCACACUGACCCCUACUGCGCCUACGCCGCUGCCCUCCAGGCGGCCCAGGGCGGCGAUGCCCCGACGGGCCCGGCGGCCCAGGCGGGCGAGACGAAGAUGCCCUGCAACCCGCUGUUCGACGAGAAGUGCAACCCGCUGACCGCCUACAAGCUGGCCUCCGGCUCGGAGGACGCCAAGGACGAGCCCGCCUCGGCCGCCAUGCGCGCCGCCCCGCAAGCUGCCCCCGCCAUGGCGCCCCGCCACGACCCCUACGCCAUGUUCCGGGACGCGGCCGCCGCCAUGCAGAGACGCCCGGCCCCCCAGCACCAGGCCCCCCAGCACCCCUACAGGAUGCCGGCCGCGCCGCGCUUCCAGAUGCCCACCCGUCCGUUCCAGAUGCCCACCCGUCAGUUCCAGAUGCCCACCCGCCAAUACCAGCCACCCGCUCACCCCUACCAGCCCCCCGUCCACCCCUACCAGCCACCCACCCACCACGAGCCUGAGCCCGAGCCCCAGGAGGAGCGCCACCCCCUGGGCCCCCGCGGCAAGACCAAGGAGGGCUACGACUGCUUCAUCGGCUACGACGAGGAGUGCUACCCGCUGAGAGGCGCCCAGAGCGAGCCAGCGGCACCACCGCGCUCCGGCCCCCACCGCCAGAUGCCGUACCCGGCCGAGGCCUACGAGCCGCACGUCCGCGCCGACGGCACGCGCAACGGCGUCGUCGAGCCCGACCCCGACUGCGACCCCGAGUUCGACCCCAACUGCAAGCUGCGGCGCUACGAGCCGGAGGCCGCCGAGCCCGGCACAGCCCAGGAGGAGGCCCAGCACGCCUACCCAGCGGAGGAGCACCCAGAGCAGGCCAGCCACCACCAGGAGGAGCCCUCCCAGCACCAGGAGGAGCCCUACCCCGAGCAGCACGGCCAGGACCCCUACGACCCCUACCCCAGCGGCCAGGAGGACCCCUACGCCGGAUACGGACCCCAGGACCACGGAUCCCCCAACUUCCAGGACAUGCUCCGAGGCUACGGAGACCACUACGGGCAGGAUGACCACCGCGCCUACACAGGAGACUACAAGAAGUGAAACAGCAGAGAAGAGCAGUUUAGAAAAUAAAGAUUAUUAUUGAAAACAAUCAUGUGGACUGUAGAUUAAUGUAUGAAAUGCACACAUUAAACCAAUUCAAUCAUAAACCAAAUGAGGGUAUAGUCAGUAACAUUGUGGUCCAUCGCCACAUCAGGCCAAAGGAGUCUUCACAGCACUUGUAUGGGAUGCGUAUUUUGGUUUAUGUUUCAUGAAUGUGUGCUCUUAUAGUUGGAAGUAAGGAAAGUUGGUGGUUGAGCCCUCCCGAUGGAGAUCAUAUAGCUUGGGCUUCAUCCAUUCAGUUAAGUGACUCUUCACAUAUGGUCUCUAGAGGAGUUUUUUAGAGUAUGGAAAGAGAAUGUGAAGAUAGAUGGUGCAUCUUUGACCUCAGCAGUAGAUUUGUUUGCUUUUGUCCAUAUUUUUGUAUUUAAUGACAAUUAUUGAAAUAAUUGUCACCGCUUUGCCGACGUUUAACCAUUUAGAUUUGAAAUGCUUGUUUGUUUUACAGUGUGACUUUUUUAUUUGAAUGUUCCAAAUAAAAAAGCUUUGGGAAAC
This is a messenger RNA of Sardina pilchardus (European sardine), 2514 nucleotides long. It is a transcript of the gene and1, whose product is annotated as actinodin1. The record is from RefSeq and is a predicted model, not a curated record. Bases 7 to 1962 code for a protein of 651 amino acids. Lineage: Eukaryota; Metazoa; Chordata; Actinopteri; Clupeiformes; Clupeidae. The transcript is spliced from 4 exons.